AUGCCUACCCUCGAGCUUCACAACGGCUAUCCGCUCUGGAAGUACAUUCCGAGUCGUCCUGCGGCCAUAAUCUUCAUCAUCCUCUUUGCGUGCGCCACUGCGUAUCAUCUCUUUUUACUCUCCCGGCAUCGGCUCUGGUUCUGUCUGCCCUUUGUCAUUGGCGGCUUCUUCGAAGCGAUCGGUUACGUUGGUCGCGCGCUGGCCUACGACCAGACGGGCGAGCUGAUCCCCUACAUGCUGCAGUCCAUAUUCCUGCUCCUCGCGCCCAUCCUCUUCGCCGCCUCGCUGUACGCCACCCUCGGUCGCGUCGUCCUUGCCGUCGACGGCUCCUCACACGUGCCCGUCCUCCGCCCGCGCUGGAUCACCGCCAUCUUCGUCACCGGCGACGUCGUCAGCUUCAUGAUCCAGGGCGGCGGCGCCGGGAUGCUCGUCAAGGCGGACUCGGCGGACAGCCACUCCCUCGGCCAGAACAUCAUCAUCGGCGGGCUCGUCUUCCAGAUCCUCAUCUUCGGCGUCUUUGUGGCGGUGGCACUGUCGUUUCACCGCAACUUUGCGCGGGACGGCCUGGUCAACUGCUACUUGGAGGUGCAGUGGCGGGAGGUGCUGGUGAUGCUGUACGGGACGUCGGGGCUGGUGAUGGCGCGGAACGUGUUUCGCGUAGUCGAGUACGUGAUGGGCCAGGACGGCUAUCUGCUCUCCAACGAGUGGUGCGUGUACGUGUUUGACGGGGUGCUCAUGUUCCUGGCCAUGGUCCUCUUCGGGGCGAGGCACCCCGGCCGACUAUUUCCCAAGCAGCGAUCGGGCACGCCGAUAGAAUUGAUUGAGGGUGGCGGGAGGGGCAAGGAUGACGCAGGAUCAUCUGCUUAA
Molecule: messenger RNA, 867 nt
Organism: Cordyceps fumosorosea ARSEF 2679
Lineage: Eukaryota; Fungi; Ascomycota; Sordariomycetes; Hypocreales; Cordycipitaceae
Product: RTA1 like protein
Exons: 2
Coding region: 1-867 (288 amino acids)
Cellular component (GO): membrane
Source: RefSeq, a predicted model, not a curated record